Aspergillus aculeatus ATCC 16872 is the source of this 864-nucleotide messenger RNA. RefSeq lists its product as uncharacterized. The transcript has 5 exons. Lineage: Eukaryota; Fungi; Ascomycota; Eurotiomycetes; Eurotiales; Aspergillaceae. The record is from RefSeq and is a predicted model, not a curated record. Bases 1 to 864 code for a protein of 287 amino acids.
AUGGUGGUCCUCAUAACCGGGCCCACGCCCACCUCCAUCGGCGGCGCGACAGCCCUCGAUCUCGCCUCGCUGCCGGCCACGCACCAUCCCUCCCCCCUUAUCCUGGCUGGCAGGAAUCCCGCCACAUUGGAGACGAUCACCGCAAGCGUCGCCGAGAGGGCACCCGCCCUUCGGGUCAGACCUGUGGUCCUGGAUCUUGCGAGCCAGGAGAGUGUGCGUCGCGCGGCUGCGGAGGUCCUGGCAGACACUAGUGGCGUGGGUGUCAUCAUCAAUAAUGCGGGGGUGAUGGCUUGUCCGUAUGCCACGACGGAGGAAGGGGUGGAGUUGCUGUUCGGGACGAAUCAUGUGGGGCAUUUCCUGCUCACGGAUCUGCUAAUUCGGGGGAUGCUGGAGCGGACCGGUAACAGGGGGAAGGUUGGGGAGGUGGUGAGGGUGGUCAAUGAUGGAAGCGUUUACGACAAGUGGCAGGCUCAUGGGCAGAGUAAGACGGCGAAUAUGCUGUUUUCCGUGGCUUUGGCGGAGAAAAUCGGAGAUCGUCGGGUCAUCUCGUUUAGUCUCUACCCUGGGAGGGUCCUGUCGGGCAUCGUGAGGCAUUUGGUGUUGGAGGAAUUGGUGAAGGCUGGAUGGAAGACUGAGGAUGGAAGGGUCGUUGAUGAUCCCAAGUUGAAUUGGAGAUCCUUGAGCCAGGCAGCCACGACGUUGAUUGUGGCCGGGUUUGAGCCGAGUAUUGCUGCAACGGGGUCGUACCUGGUCAAUAGCCAAAUUGCUAGUGACCAGGCUGCUGCGUAUGCUUUAAGUCGAGACAACGCGGAGAAGCUGUGGGUUCUCACGGAGGAACUGGUCGGGGAGAAGUUCGACCUUUGA